Anguilla anguilla (European eel) is the source of this 2512-nucleotide messenger RNA. RefSeq names its product rhomboid-related protein 1-like. The record is from RefSeq and is a predicted model, not a curated record. Gene Ontology annotation, cellular component: membrane. Gene Ontology annotation, molecular function: serine-type endopeptidase activity. Lineage: Eukaryota; Metazoa; Chordata; Actinopteri; Anguilliformes; Anguillidae. Bases 379 to 1497 code for a protein of 372 amino acids. The transcript has 8 exons.
GUGUGUGGAGGGCAGAGGAGAGCGCGAGUGCUUCAGCGGCUGCCUGCCUGCCUGCCUGCCUCUCCCGCACUGCCACCGCUACUGUCGCUGCCACCGCUACUGUCGCUAACGUCGCUACUAUCGCUAACGUCGCUACUGUCGCUAACAAAGCUACUGUCGCUAACGCCGCGCUGCUGCUCGUCUGCAGGUCCCCCGCGCCGUGAGGGAGAGAAUGAGGGGGCUCCUCUGACCCGCCAGCCAGCCCGCCAUCGGCACUCGCCUGGGACCCAGCUGCCAGGGAGCCUCCUGGGGAUUUUUUUUUGGCCGCGCGCCCCCUGGCUGACCCUCCCCCCUCCCCCCCCCCGCCGCCGUGGUCCCUCUGAAAUCCCUGGCCGGUAUAUGGAUAGGAGCUCUUUGUUUCAGCUCAUACAGGAGCAGCUGGACCCAGAGAACACCGGUUUCAUUCCAGUGGAGAACUUCGCCAGCCUGGUGGAGCACCAUGAGCUGCGGCUGGACCCCUCCAAGCUGGAGAUGCUGUUCGCGCUGGUCCACAGCAACGAGGAGGGGCAGGUGUGCUACCGCGAGCUCAUCGAGCUGAUGAGCAGUAAGCGCUCCAGCAGUUUUCGGCGGGCCAUAGCCAGUGGGCGGCGUUCGCUGCACAGGGACAUUCUGCUGGACGAAGCCGGCCUGGGCGUGUACAAGCGCUUCGUGCGCUACGUGGCCUAUGAGAUCUUACCCUGCGAGUCCCACCGCCGCUGGUACUUCCACCAGAACCACCUGUGCCCGCCGCCCGUCUUCAUGGCCGUGAUUACUGUCAUUCAGAUCAUCGUGUUCCUCUGCUAUGGCGUCAUGCUGAACAAGUGGGUGCUGCAGACCUACCAGCCGGAGUUCAUGAAGAGCCCCCUUGUGUAUCACCCUGGCCAUCGCGCCCAGGUGUGGCGCUUCUUCAGCUACAUGUUCAUGCAUGUCGGGCUGGAGCAGCUGGGCUUCAAUGCGCUGCUGCAGCUGAUGAUCGGGGUCCCCCUGGAGAUGGUGCACGGGAUCCUGCGCAUCAGCCUGCUCUACAUGGCCGGGGUGGUGGCAGGGUCACUGACGGUGUCCAUCACAGACAUGAGGGCUCCUGUGGUAGGAGGAUCCGGGGGGGUCUACGCUCUGUGCUCAGCACAUCUGGCAAAUGUUGUCAUGAACUGGGCGGGGAUGCGAUGUCCAUACAAGCUGCUUCGAAUGAUCCUGGCCCUGGUGUGCAUGAGCUCAGAGGUUGGCCGGGCUGUGUGGCUGCGGUUCUCCCCGCCCCUGCCCUCCUCGGGGCCCCAGCCCAGCUUCAUGGCCCACCUGUCGGGGGCGGUGGUGGGCAUCAGCAUGGGCCUGCUCAUCCUGCGCAACUACGAGGAGAACCUGCAGGGCCAGUGCUCCUGGUGGGUCAUCAUCUUCGCCUUCGUCACCUUCCUCCUCUUCGCCAUCUUCUGGAACAUCUUCGCCUAUGAGCUGCUGGGCGUGCAGAUCCCGCCCGCUCCCUGAGAAAGGGGCCGGCCCCGCCCCCUUCCUUUACCCAUAAUUCCAUCUUCAGAUUAACCCUUUCACUCCGGAAAACAGUCCUCUCACUCAAGGAUCCAAUCUUCAGGAUACAACCGCUCUGCAUCUAAAGAGGUUCUACUCACGUGUGUUUUCAUACUCCACAUGAAGGGAUUUGGCCCCAAAUCAGUCAUCACAUGACCCUUCGGUAUCCAAGGCGACCAAGAGAUUUUGGAGGGCAAAACAAUCUGCAUAAUGUUAGCCUGAUGAGAGGAAUAGAUAUGUAUGCAGGAAUUACAUUAAGCAUGUGAACGGGAAAGGGAACACAGUGUAGAUUAGAUGUGUGGUACAGCUAUGACGGUGAGUUUCACUAAUCUGUGCCCUGUACCAUCUGCCCUCCAAUAUCCCACAAUGCAUUAGCAGACUAUGAACCGCUGAAGUUUGCAUAUGCCACUCUGACAUUGCUCCUGUUAAAAAAAAAAGACUCAAAGUUCAAGCAAGGCAACCCUGACUGCCCUGUCUCUGGACUGUCUUGAACCCUCAGUCAUCUGGUUCUAAGAGAUGCUGAUUCCUGUAACGGAAUGUACUUGAAAUGGUGCAUCUUUUUUUAUGUUGUGCUUAUUCAUUUGUGAGCAGAUGUACCACGUGUCCUUUAUUUAUCCGUGGUUAUUUAUUUGUUGUUUCGUGGCAGGAAAAUGCUAGAAAUUGUGAAUUAUUAAUUUAUUUUGAAGUUAUUCAUUUUGCGUCUGAUCUUCUGAAAAUGUGAAAUGAAACGAAAUCCAUUGUAUAUAGAAAGAAAAUGAGACAAAAGCUUGCAUGGCCAACUGACUGUCCUUUUGAUCUUUUUUAAACACUUUUCUUUGUUAGAGACUGAAUAGUAAAAUCAUCAUGGUCAGAUCUAAGAACUAUUGUGCGCUCAAGAGAAAAAUGGAAAAAAGUGGCAGUAAAAAAAAAAAGAGAGAGAAUAGCUUAACGGGGAAAUGAAAUGCCAAAGUCGAAAUGAAGUCUAAACGGGGAAUAG